GUAGCGGAACGGGUGACGUAAAUGAAGACCUAAAGCAAAUGUUGGAAAGCAGUAAAGAUUCUGCAAAGUUGGAUGCUAUGAAAAGGAUUGUUGGGAUGAUUGCAAAGGGAAAAAAUGCUUCUGAACUGUUUCCUGCUGUUGUGAAGAACGUUGCCAGUAAAAAUAUCGAGAUAAAAAAGCUUGUAUAUGUUUAUCUGAUGCGUUAUGCAGAGGAGCAGCAAGAUCUGGCAUUAUUGUCCAUCAGUACUUUCCAGCGUGCUUUAAAAGAUCCUAAUCAGUUAAUCCGUGCAAGUGCUUUAAGAGUUUUAUCCAGUAUCCGUGUCCCAAUUAUUGUUCCUAUUAUGAUGCUUGCUAUUAAGGAAGCCUCUUCUGAUUUAUCUCCUUAUGUGAGGAAGAACGCAGCCCAUGCAAUCCAAAAACUGUACAGUCUUGAUCCAGAGCAAAAGGAAAUGUUAAUUGAAGUGAUAGAAAAGCUUUUGAAGGAUAGAAGUACGCUGGUAGCUGGGAGCGUUGUGAUGGCAUUUGAGGAAGUGUGUCCAGAUAGAAUAGAUCUGAUUCACAAGAACUACCGAAAGCUCUGUAACUUGUUGGUUGACGUGGAGGAGUGGGGUCAAGUUGUUAUAAUCCACAUGUUAACUCGAUAUGCACGUACACAGUUUGUAAGCCCAUGGAAGGAUGAUGAGGUGGUGGAAGAAUAUAGUGAAAAUAACUUCUAUGAAUCAGAUGAAGAACAGAAAGAAAAGGAUCAGAACGUGAAAAACACCUAUACUAUGGACCCAGAUCACAGGCUGCUGUUACGAAAUACAAAGCCCUUGCUUCAAAGCCGAAAUGCUGCUGUGGUAAUGGCAGUUGCACAGCUUUACUGGCAUUUGGCACCAAAAUCUGAAGCUGGCAUUGUUUCUAAGUCAUUGGUGCGUUUACUCCGUAGUAAUAGGGAGGUGCAGUAUAUUGUUCUGCAAAACAUUGCCACUAUGUCAAUUCAGAGAAAGGGUAUGUUUGAACCUUAUCUGAAGAGUUUCUAUGUUAGAUCAACUGAUCCAACAAUGAUCAAAACACUGAAGCUUGAAAUCUUGACAAAUUUAGCAAAUGAAGCCAACAUAUCAACUCUGCUUCGAGAAUUUCAGACUUAUGUGAAAAGCCAGGAUAAACAGUUUGCUGCAGCUACAAUUCAGGCUAUAGGCAGAUGCGCAACUAACAUCACCGAAGUGACUGACACUUGCCUUAACGGCCUCGUAUGUUUGCUGUCCAACAGGGAUGAAAUUGUAGUUGCUGAAAGUGUUGUUGUCAUUAAGAAACUGCUGCAAACCCAGCCAGCACACCAUGGUGAAAUUAUUAAGCAUAUGGCCAAACUCCUGGAUAACAUUACAGUUCCAGUAGCCAGAGCCAGCAUUCUUUGGCUCAUCGGCGAGUACUGUGAACGGGUUCCAAAGAUCGCACCUGAUGUUUUGAGAAAGACAGCCAAGAGUUUCACUAAUGAAGACGACCUUGUGAAGUUGCAGAUCUUAAAUUUGGGUGCAAAACUCUAUUUAACAAACUCAAAGCAGACAAAAUUGCUUACCCAGUACGUAUUAAAUCUCAGCAAGUAUGAUCAAAGCUACGACAUCAGAGACCGUACAAGAUUUAUUAGGCAGCUUAUUGUUCCGAAUGAGAAGAGUGGAGCUUUAAGCAAAUAUGCCAAAAAAAUAUUUCUGGCACAGAAACCUGCCCCAUUGCUUGAGUCUCCUUUUAAAGAUCGGGAUCAUUUCCAGCUUGGCACCUUGUCUCACACGCUGAACAGCCGAGCCACUGGUUACCUGGAGCUGUCUGACUGGCCAGAGGUGGCGCCUGACCCCUCCGUCCGAAAUGUUGAUGUAGCUGAGUCGGCAAAGGAAUGGACUGGGAUUAUAAGAAAGACAAAGAAAGAGAAACCUACUGAAAAGUUCUACUCUGAGUCAGAGGAGGAGGAAGAUGAGUCUGCCAGUACCAGUGCAUCAGAGAGUGAGUCUGGCAGUGAAAGUGAGAAUGAAGAUAAGGAGGAAGGUAGCAGUGAUGAAAGUAGCGGGAGUUCCUCUCCCAGUGAAGAAUCAAGUGACAGUGAAUCAGACAGCAAAGAAAGUACUGCAAAGAAAACAUCUAGAGCUGCUGCUCAAAGUGAUUCAGAGGAUAUUACAAAGAAAGCAAAGAGGAUCUCCAAAAAGAGAAGCACAUCCAGUUCCUCUCAUACAGAGUCCACUUCAUCAGAAGAAAGUUCUUCAGACUCCAAGUCAGAAUCAGACUCUAAAAGUGACUCUGAAACUGGAAAAUCUAGAAGUUCUGCCUCUAGUAAGAAAGAAGAAAAACCAGUACAAGAUAGAAAAGUUCCAAAUAAACAAGACGUGUUUCUCUUAGAUUUAGAUGAUUUCUGUCCUGUGACAACUCCUGUGGCAGUUCCUACAGCAGCUGUUUUGUCCCCAAGUGUAACAGCAGACCUAGAGGGAUUAAGUCUGUCAAGUUCAUCAGUCAUUGAUGUCACUACCCAAGUCUCUGUGCCAACAAAAACACAUGAACUGCUUCACCGAAUGAGUGGAAAAGGAUUAGCAGCACAUUAUCACUUCUCAAGACAGCCAGGCACUUUUGGUGAUUGUAUGGUAUCUGUGCAAGUGACAGUAACAAAUACAACUGAUCAGAAGAUAGAGAAUAUUCACAUCGGGGAGAAGAAAUUGCCUCCAGGCAUGAGGAUGCAUGAGUUCAAUCCAAUAGAGUGCCUUGAGCCCGCAGGAUCCAUUACGGUUUCAAUGGGUAUCGACUUCUGUGAUUCUACUCAGACAGCCAGUUUCCAGUUAUGCACAAAGGAUGAUCAUUUCAAUGUUAACAUUCAACCCCCUGUUGGAGAGCUGCUUUUGCCUGUCACUAUGUCAGAGAAAGACUUUAAGAAGGAGCAAGGGAUGCUGACAGGAAUGAAUGAGACAUCUGUUACAAUAGCUGUUGCUCCGCAGAACUCUACGAGACUUGUAAUAAUUGAGAAGGUAGUGAAGGCAGCAAACCUGGGUGUAGUCCCUUCUGGUCAAGAUAACAUACACAGGAGAUUUUCUACAAAACGGUCUAUGACCAACAGUGAAUAAAUUGAAGAUGUACUUCCUGUUGGGUACACUCCUUCAGAGACAGUGGCUGAAGGCUUGUUCUAGUCAGGCUGAAGUAUUCAGAGUGCUUUAGAGCAUCCUGAAAUCUUCUUUUCUUUGUUUGAUUCAAAAUAGAAUGUAUUUGGUCUGCCACAGUAGUUACAGAAUAGUUUGCAUUUAUAAUGUCCAUCAGUCUAAAAAAAUUGUGUGUAACAACUUAAAUGGCCUACCAGAAAUGCCCAGCAGUGAUAAGCAUUUAGAAAAUAGACCUUCAUUUGCUUCACCAUAAGUAACUGGAAUUCACAGAUACCAUGUGGUCAUAAUUGCAUCUUGUUUUUACUGAGAACAGGAAUUGGACCAUUAACUAAUUGUUACUGUGAUGAACCUGGUCAUCUUUUAAAUAUCACUACAUUAUCAUUAAAGUAAAUCCUGAAUUCAGAUGAAUGAAUAUUUGAGAUAGAGAUUAGAUAAUGGAUACUUUCAAAACUCUAAAACAAAUGACUGAAAUACUUAUACAUAUAUAUACACACAUACACAAACCAUGUACAUAUAUUUGGAUUAAAUCAACUCUGCCAUGAGAGUAAACAAAAAUGGAGCUAUCCUUGCAAAAUCUCAUGGAUGCAAGAAGUAUGCCGUGUUUUAUUUAUGUGACAUGUAAACCAUUUUAGGAUGGUAAAAUAAACAGCCACCUUUUACCUUGCCAAAGCAGUUAUUGAUUCAUUAAAAUAU
Messenger RNA from Egretta garzetta (little egret), 3806 nucleotides. It is a transcript of the gene AP3B1, whose product is annotated as adaptor related protein complex 3 subunit beta 1. The record is from RefSeq and is a predicted model, not a curated record. The coding region runs from base 39 to 3080 and encodes 1013 amino acids. Lineage: Eukaryota; Metazoa; Chordata; Aves; Pelecaniformes; Ardeidae. The transcript has 27 exons. Gene Ontology annotation, cellular component: membrane coat; AP-3 adaptor complex. Gene Ontology annotation, biological process: anterograde synaptic vesicle transport; intracellular protein transport; vesicle-mediated transport.